Messenger RNA from Plutella xylostella (diamondback moth), 2212 nucleotides. It is a transcript of the gene Prp31, whose product is annotated as pre-mRNA processing factor 31. NCBI's taxonomy places the organism in Eukaryota, Metazoa, Arthropoda, Insecta, Lepidoptera, Plutellidae. Gene Ontology annotation, biological process: mRNA splicing, via spliceosome; spliceosomal tri-snRNP complex assembly. The record is from RefSeq and is a predicted model, not a curated record. Gene Ontology annotation, cellular component: precatalytic spliceosome; U4 snRNP; U4/U6 x U5 tri-snRNP complex.
UGACAAAGUGUCAAGUGGUGACUUAUUUUUAUGGUGGGCUUGUUUUGUUUUGGUUCGAUUCGAUCACUGUUUAUUAACUGAAUACGAGUAAAUAUUAGGCAUAAAUUACUGGAGCUCUGUAAUAAUGUCGCUGGCUGAUGAAUUACUGGCUGACUUGGAAGAAAAUGACGAUGUAGAAUUAGAGGCGGCAAUAGAAAACACGAACAAAAACGAUGCAUUUAACGAUUUUGCUGUUCCCCAUCCUGUUAUACCUAAAGAAGAAGAAAUCAAAUGUGUUUCUAUUCGAGAACUGGCAAAACUAAGGGAUUCUGAACGCCUAAAUCGAGUGAUGUCACAAAUAGAACUGAAUAUUGGGAAUGACCGCAACAGGAUAGAAGUAUCUGGAUUAAUGGAAUCAGACCCUGAAUACCAACUUAUAGUUGAAGCUAAUAAUAUUGCUGUUGAAAUUGACGGAGAAAUUGCCACUAUCCACAGAUUUGUUCGUGACAAAUAUCAGAAACGAUUUCCGGAACUGGAGUCUCUUAUAGUGACUCCGUUGGAGUACAUUCGUUCAGUGCGGGAACUAGGCAAUGACUUGGACCAAGCCAAGAACAAUGAAACCCUGCAAAGCUUCAUCACACAAGCCACUAUUAUGAUAGUGUCGGUCACUGCAUCCACAACUCAAGGAAAGCUGUUAACAGAGGAUGAGCUGAAUGAAAUAUACGAGGCCUGUGACAUGGCUUCAGAGCUAAACAAUUUCAAGUCCAAGAUCUAUGAAUAUGUUGAAAGUCGCAUGACAUUUAUUGCACCGAAUAUCACUGCUAUUGUCGGCGCAUCCACAGCCGCCAAGAUCCUGGGUGUAGCAGGAGGUCUCUCCAAGCUGUCCAAGAUGCCGUCAUGCAACGUGCUACCGCUCGGACAGCAGAAGAAGACUCUGUCGGGGUUCUCUCAAGCCGCUACCUUACCGCACACUGGCUUUGUGUACUUCUCGCAGAUUGUGCAGGACACUACGCCUGAGCUCCGCUACAAAGCAGCCAAACUGGUCUCCUCCAAGCUGACACUAGCGGCGCGAGUAGACGCGUGCCACGAGAGCGCGGACGGACGCAUCGGACGCAACCUGCGAGAGGAGAUCGAGAAGAAACUGGACAAACUACAGGAACCCCCUCCAGUGAAGUUCGUCAAACCCCUGCCCAAGCCCAUAGAGCAGAGCCGCAAGAAGCGCGGCGGCAAGCGCGUGCGCAAGAUGAAGGAGAGAUACGCCAUGACCGAGUUCAGGAAGAACGCUAAUAGGCUGAACUUUGCUGAUAUCGAAGACGACGCCUACCAAGAAGACCUGGGCUACACUCGCGGCACAAUCGGCAAGUCGAGCACGGGCCGCGUGCGCCUCCCGCAAGUGGACGAGAAGACGAAGGUCCGCAUCAGCAAGACGCUGCAGAAGAACCUGCAGAAGCAGAACCAGCAGUGGGGAGGCGCCACUACUGUGAGGAGGCAGGUGUCCGGGACGGCUUCGUCUGUCGCCUUCACGCCACUACAGGGUCUGGAGAUAGUGAACCCUCAAGCGGCAGAGACGCGGGUGAACGAGGCCAACGCCAAGUACUUCUCCAACACCUCGGGGUUCCUCUCCGUCGGGAAGAAUACCACUUAGAUGUAAAUGUGGCUGUAAUAGAAGUCAGUAGAUUAAUCAUUUUGUUUCUAAGUUUUAACGACGCGCUGCUGUGGUUAAUCGGACGCAUUUGCAUUCGAAUUGAACCUAAAUUGAACGUAUAAGUAGUACUUGCAGAAAGUUUGUAGUAGGUUGUUUGAAAAGAAGGUACCACUUAAUGUCCAAGAGAGAAAUACUUACUGAUAUCAAAAACUUGUAAAUAUGCCUGUAUCCCAUUUAAAUACUUACAGAAACCUAUGUGGACAUUAUGAAUUAAAAAAAUGACCGGUCUAAAUAAAGCGAGAUCGGAGUAAGCUAACAAUUUAUUUAUAAAUUUAAUAUGAACUGCAUUUAAGAUAAGGAAGACGGUUCCAAUUGAUUGAUUUACAUUACAAUAACCCCUUUAACUUCCGAUCGAAAUAGUAUACAGAGAGCAAAUUUUGCGAAACGCGAUAUCUGCAAUGUAUUGUUGACAUAAUAAAGCUUUUCGCAGUGUCGAAAUACUAAAAAAACUCAAGUUUGUAAAUCUCAGCUUUAAAUGAACUCGUUUGACAUAGGUCUAAUAUUUCCUGAAUAAAAAACUGACAAGUA